CUCCUCCUCCGUCAUGUCUCAAUCCACAGUCAACGUCUCAGGCAUCGCUCCCACCACUACCGAGACCAGUCUUCAUGACUUCUUCAGCUUCUGUGGAAACAUCGAGAAAAUUGAUCUCCAAAAAGCUGAUGACGGUAAACAAUCCGCAACUAUCCACUUUACCAAGCACCAGGCUGCCAACACCGCAUUGAUGCUCAACGGUGGAACCCUUGAAGGCGAAACCCUCGUAGUUACCUCCGAUGCCCAACAUCCCGAGCCUAGCGCCGAUGAGCAUCACGAAGGCGCGCCUCAUAUCGACCAGUCCGAUAAACCCAGAGCUGGCAUAGCUGCAGAGUACCUUGCAAGAGGAUACACACUGUCCGACGGCAUUUUGCAGCGCGCCAUCGAUAUCGACAGCAAGCAGGGAAUCUCGAAGCGUUUCCUGAAUUAUUUCAACCAGUUUGAUACCACUGCAGGCGAGAAGGCUCUCGGUCCUAACCAGACCAUCAGCGGCAAGGUACAACAGACGUUCCAGCAGGCUCACAGCCGUGCCAAGAGCAUCGACGAGCAGAAAGGUUAUUCCAAAGUCGCCCACGACUAUUACUCCAAGGCAAUUGCCUCUCCGUGGGGCAAGAGUGUGCUGUCGUUCUACACCAAUACCUCGAAGCAGGUGACCGACAUCCACAGCGAGGCUCGCCGCAUCGCAGAUCAGCACAAGCCUCGUACAGCCCCGGCGGGCUCCAGCGCCACUGCCCCUGCUGCGGCUACGCCUGCUGCGGGAUCGGAGGCCCAGCCUGAACCCACAACCCAAGCUGCUCCGACUGUAGUAUGAUUUAGCGCAAGAUUUGGAAUGCCUGCGACUCGUGUUCAUUGGCAGCUCAAUGUUUUGCAAAUGGCAUGAGGGGUUUCUGGUAUGGACAUGAGAUAGAACAGUGUAUAAUACGACUUUAGUGUAUAAAAUUAGGCGAAUAUGAUGCAAAAAGGGAAGCACGUAUGCACAAGGAAUGGAAUGAAAGUAUGGCUGAAAGUAUGCAUGACGCGGACGGUGUACCUUAAUCGUGGGGCUUUGUUCCGUUGUUCAUCCGGCGUAUGAUGCGUGUUCUUUGCCAACUCAAGUCCCCCGGAGGCUUGCUGAGCUAGACAUCAUCAUGUCACCGAACGGGCCAACGAGGAUGACCCAGCAUUCUAGAGAUUCCGCGAGAUUGCAACAUCUGUACAGCAUAACAG
Messenger RNA from Coniophora puteana RWD-64-598 SS2, 1206 nucleotides. RefSeq lists its product as uncharacterized. The transcript is spliced from 8 exons. Gene Ontology annotation, molecular function: RNA binding. The record is from RefSeq and is a predicted model, not a curated record. Lineage: Eukaryota; Fungi; Basidiomycota; Agaricomycetes; Boletales; Coniophoraceae. Bases 14 to 811 code for a protein of 265 amino acids.